This is a messenger RNA of Epithele typhae, 1305 nucleotides long. Its product is annotated as fatty acid desaturase-domain-containing protein. Gene Ontology annotation, molecular function: oxidoreductase activity. The record is from RefSeq and is a predicted model, not a curated record. The transcript is spliced from 10 exons. Gene Ontology annotation, biological process: lipid metabolic process. NCBI's taxonomy places the organism in Eukaryota, Fungi, Basidiomycota, Agaricomycetes, Polyporales, Epitheliaceae. The coding region runs from base 1 to 1305 and encodes 434 amino acids.
AUGUCUUCUCUCACUGACCUCCCCAGCGCCGCGGGGCACGCGGAGGUGCCGUCCGCUAAGUAUUCCGACGAUGACCUCCCAGAGUUCACACCCAUGCCAUGGAAGCUGCAGGAAAUCCGCGCCGCCAUUCCGGGCCAUCUGUUCGUCCGCGACACCAAGCGCGGCCUCGCAUGGCUCGCGGUCGACCUGCUCAUGGCCGCGGCGUGUUGGACCGCUGCGCUCCGCAUCGACCCGGCCUUCAGGGCACCUGCGAUGGUCCAGAUCUUGUCGCCCACCGGCGCGCACGCCGCGCGCUGGGCAUGUUGGGCCGUCUACUGGUGGUUCCAGGGCCUGAUCUUCACCGGCAUUUGGGUCAUCGGCCAUGAGUGCGGCCACGGCGCCUUUUCACCCAGCCAGCGUGUCUGCGACGUGAUAGGCUACGUUACACACACGCUGCUGUGGACGCCGUAUUUCAGCUGGAAGAUCUCUCACCACCGUCACCACUGCAACCACGCGUCGAUGGAGCGCGACGAGGUGUAUGUGCCCAAGACCCGCAGCGACCUUGGCAUCCCGCCAGAGAGCGCGCACCACGAGAUCGACUGGGACGAGUACUUUGGCGACACCCCUAUCUACACGCUGUUCACGCUCGUGCGGCAACAACUGCUCGCGUUCCCGGCCUACCUCCUCUUCAAUGUCUCGGGACAAAAAGACUACCCCAAGUGGACCAACCAUUUCGACCCGAGCUCGAUUCUUUUCACCAAGGAGCAGUGGGGAGUCGUCUGGAUCUCCAACCUGGGUAUCCUCACGAUGAUGGCUGUCAUCCACUUAGCCUCUAUCACUUGGGGCGCAGCGGCCGUCGUGAAGUUGUACGGCAUUCCGUGGUUGUGCGUGACCCACUGGUUCAUCAUGAUUACAUACCUGCACCACACCGACCCUGCGUUGCCUCACUACCGCCAGCGGGAGUGGAACUACCAGCGCGGCGCGGCCGCGACUGUGGACCGCGAUAUACUCGGCUGGAUGGGCCGCUUUUUCCUGCACGACGUCGCCCACUACCACGUCGUCCACCACUUCUUCCCCAAGAUGCCUUUCUACCACGGCGCCGAGGCCACUCAGUACCUUAGGGCGUUCAUCGGCGAGCACUACCACUAUUCUGAGAAACCGGUGUUCAAGGCGCUCUGGGACAACUACAACGACUGCCAGUUCGUCGAGGACGAAGGUGACGUCCUCUUCUACCGGAACAAGAAAGGCCAAGCCGUUCUCCGUCCUGCCGCAAAGUACCGCGGCACCGGUGUGGCCUCCAAAACCUCCGCGACAGCAUCUUCUUGA